AUUGUAUUCGGGUCAGAUCAAGAAGUUGCAGGAGUGAUGGCGGCAGUUCGACGUAGAGGAGCCGCGCAGACCUUCAGUUGGGUCGGGUCGGACGGAUGGAGCGCGCGGGCACUCGUGGCGGCUGGCAACGAACCAGUCGUCGAAGGCACCAUUAGCGUACAACCUCAGGCUAAUCCUGUUCGAGGCUUUCGCGACUACUUCUUCACUCUAACGCCACAAAAUAAUUUCAGAAACCCCUGGUUUGUCGAAUUUUGGGAGGAACAGUUCCGAUGUCGCUACGCGGGAAGUCCGCGAUCGAAGAAUAAUGCGAAGUACCUCCCCUGUACGGGACGCGAGAGACUCUCCGCUGAAAACACAGAAUUUGAAGCGCAGCUGCAGUUCGUUGCCGAUGCCGUCUGGGCGUUCGUGUUCGCUAUUCGGGACAUGCAUCGGGAUGUGUGCGGCGGUAAGCCUGGCCUAUGCGAGGCUAUGAGACCGGUGAGCGGGCCGACUCUUUUGCGAUAUCUUCGACAAGUGCGCUUCAUAGGGCUCAGUGGUGAUGAGUUCCAUUUCGACGCCCACGGUGAUGGUCCCGCGCGCUACAACAUCUUACACUUUAAGCAAGUGACGCGUGGAGUGUACCGAUGGAUCCGAGUGGGUCGCUAUCUCGAUGGUGAAUUGCAACUUGACAUGGACGAGAUUCAGUUCAAAUGGGAAGAACCUCAUCACCCUGAAUCGGUGUGUAGUGCGGAGUGCGAGCUGGGCCAAGCUAAGCAAUACGUCGAAGGGGAGAGCUGCUGCUGGCAUUGCUUCAACUGCACGCAGUAUGAGAUACGGUCUCCGGUAUCAGAGACGGCUUGCAUGGAGUGUGCGCGGGGCACCUUGCCUGAUUCGAGGCGCAUGCAGUGCGCGCCGGUGCCGGAACUGUACCUCCAACCCACGUCUCCGGCAGCUAUCGGAGCAAUGACAUUUUCAGCUCUGGGCAUCUUGCUUACGAUGUUGGUAGGUGGCGUUUGGGUCGCGCGGAGCAGCACGCCGGUGGUGCGCGCGAGCGGGCGCGAGCUAUCUUUCGUCCUGCUCGCAGGCAUCCUCAUGUGCUACCUCGUUACGUUCGCCCUCGUGCUGAGACCGACUGACUUCCUCUGUUCUCUUCAACGGUUUUGCACGGGGUUUUGCUUCACUGUUAUAUAUGCCGCUCUUUUAACGAAAACAAACAGAAUAGCACGUAUCUUUGAUGCUAGCAAGCACUCUGCUCGAAGACCCUCGCUCAUAUCUCCGAAGUCUCAACUUCUCAUUUGUUCAAUAUUAGUAUCAAUACAGAUUGUGAUCGUGGUAGUGUGGCAACUGGCUUCGCCGGCGCGCGCCAUCCACCACUACCCGACGCGCGAGGACAACAUGCUCGUGUGUGACUCCUAUGUGGACGCGUCCUACACCAUCGCCUUCUUCUAUCCGGUAGUACUUAUCGUCAUCUGUACUGUGUACGCCGUGCUCACGCGAAAAAUACCGGAAGCUUUCAAUGAGAGUAAACAUAUAGGUUUUACUAUGUAUACGACGUGUGUGAUAUGGCUCGCAUUUGUGCCAUUAUAUUUUGGCACCGCGAGUCACGUUCCGUUGCGAGUCACCAGUAUGGCAGUGACAAUUUCUUUGAGUGCAAGCGUCACCCUAGCAUGCCUCUUUGCACCAAAGAUGUAUAUCAUUUUAAUACGACCGGAACGGAAUGUUCGCGGAAAUCUUAUGCCGUCGCGGUGGCGCAGCGGUCGUGGCGGCCGCGGUGCCGCACCCGGAGCCGUCUGUGCGGCUCUUGUAGGCGCUGCCCCAUUGCCGCGCCCUGCCACUACGCCUUCUACGGAUUUAUCAACACUUGAUGCUACUGAGCCAUCGACAUCCACCGAUAGACAAGUUCAAACUGAGGAGUUGAGUCCAACUCAGAACAAUGGCAUGAUUGAACGUAAUGGACUCUGCUUGGACCCGAAGAAGUUGGCGGAGUUGACAGCUGGGUUGCCCACCUUCGAGGAAGCAAAUGGUGCGGCACUUCGUCGGCGAGCCGCAGCGGAGCCGGCGUUACGCGUGGCCGUGGCGGUGGUCGGAGCGCGGCCCGCCUUAUAGCGUGUCGCUCGGCCACCGCGGCGCCCCGUGC
Vanessa tameamea is the source of this 2116-nucleotide messenger RNA. Its product is annotated as metabotropic glutamate receptor 4-like. NCBI's taxonomy places the organism in Eukaryota, Metazoa, Arthropoda, Insecta, Lepidoptera, Nymphalidae. The record is from RefSeq and is a predicted model, not a curated record. Gene Ontology annotation, cellular component: plasma membrane. Gene Ontology annotation, biological process: G protein-coupled receptor signaling pathway. Bases 37 to 2085 code for a protein of 682 amino acids. The transcript has 12 exons. Gene Ontology annotation, molecular function: adenylate cyclase inhibiting G protein-coupled glutamate receptor activity.